Molecule: messenger RNA, 2697 nt
Organism: Arachis stenosperma
Lineage: Eukaryota; Viridiplantae; Streptophyta; Magnoliopsida; Fabales; Fabaceae
Exons: 3
Coding region: 1-2697 (898 amino acids)
Molecular function (GO): protein dimerization activity
Source: RefSeq, a predicted model, not a curated record
AUGGCUUACCAGGUUGAGGUAGCUUGGGAGCCUCAGGAUGAGAGACCAUCGGUUGCCGACCGUAAGAAGGUUAUUCUGUACGGCAAACGGUUCAGAUCUCUAGGCCGCAGAGCACCCACUACUAUUCCUACAGAGGCGGCCACAUCCUUAGCAGCACCUUCGGUAGGACCUUCAGCACCUUUAGCUCCUUCUAUACUAGCAGCACCAUCAUCUGCAUCACAGACGAUGUAUCGCCUUGUGCAACACCUCUUCGAGCGUAAAAAGAAAUUAGAAUAUUUUAUGAUGAGAAAGCAAAGUAAAAUUGAUGCAAUUUUUAAGAGAAAAGCUGCUGAUAAUGUUGGAGUUCAAACAAGUCAACCCUCUAAUCUUAUUUCACAAGAAGUUCAAGUAAGUGAACUCUCUAAUCUUACUCAAAAUACACAUGAACAUGAAGCCAAAGUUCCAAGAUUAGAAAGAGAUGUUGAUAUCUCUUUACUAGAAAGGGAUCCAGGAAAGCGACGUCCAAUUUGGCAGUAUAAUGUCAAUGAACGUGACAAGAUUCGUAGAGCAUACAUAAUAGCUGGGCCAUACCAACCAACAAAUAUUAGCUAUCCAGCUUCUGGUAAUAACAAUCACCGUCGUUAUUUUCAAUCUUCUUGGUUUAAGAAAUUUUCAAGUUGGUUAGAAUAUUCACCAGAAAAAGAUGCUGCUUAUUGUUUGCCUUGCUACUUGUUUAGUAAACAUUAUGGUGCUCGCAAUGAUGGAAAAAAUGCAUUUUCAGAGUUAGGAUUUAGUAAUUGGAAGAAAGUAAACAAUGGAGUGAAUUGUGCAUUCGUAUGUCACGAGGGUUCUAUUCCUAAUUCUCCUCAUAAUUUAUGUGUGAAAUCUUGUGAUGAUUUAAUGGCUGAUUCUAAGCAUAUAGACAAAGUUCUUGAUAGGCAUAGUGAUGAAACUAUUGCAAAUAACCGAUUAAGAGGCGACGAUGAAAGUCCUGGAUCUUUGAAUAGGGGAAAUUUUAUUGAGUUAAUUAAGCUUUUAGCUUCAUGUAAUCAAAAUGUUAAUAAUGUUGUCCUUGAAAAUGCUCCUGGAAAUGCUCAAUAUAUAUCUCCCGGUGUUCAAAAAGAUAUAUUGCAUAUCUUUGCUAGAAAAGUGCGUGCAACAAUUCGAGAAGAAAUUGGUGAUUCUAAAUUUUGUAUAAUUAUUGAUGAAGUAAGAGAAGAGUCAAAGCGAGAACAAAUGGCUGUGGUUUUGAGAUUUGUAGACAAGCACGGUUGUGUUCAAGAAAGAUUUUUUGAUCUUAUACAUGUUUCUGAUACGUGUUCUUUGACAUUGAAAACAGAAAUUUCAUCAGUUCUUUCUCGUCAUAAUCUUGAUGUUCAAAAUCUUAGGGGACAAGGGUAUGAUGGAGCUAGUAAUAUGCGUGGUGAAUGGAAUGGAUUGCAAGCUCUAUUUUUGAAAGAUUGCCCUUUUGUUUAUUACAUUCAUUGUCUUGCUCAUCGAUUACAAUUAGCACUUGUUUCUGCAGCCAAAGAAGUUUGUUAUGUUCAUCAAUUCUUUUCAAAACUUACCCUAAUUGUGAAUGUUGUGACUGUUUCUCCUAAACGUCAUGAUCAGUUAAGGGUUGCUCAAGCAAAUAAUGUUGCAAACUUAAUUGCCAAUGAUCAAAUUGUGACAGGUAGUGGACUUAAUCAAAUUGGUACUUUGCAAAGAGCUGGAGAUACUAGAUGGGGGUCUCAUUUGAAUUUUGUACGUAGCUUGCUAUGCAUGUUUGAUGCUACUUGUGAAGUUCUUGAAAAAAGCACUGAAGAAGGUAAUUUCUCCACUCGUGGUGAUGCUAGUGCUGCUUAUGAUGCUAUCACAUCCUUUGAAUUUGUCUUUGUUUUGCAUUUGAUGAGAAAUAUUUUGGAAGUUAGUCAUGAUCUUUGUCAAGCUUUGCAACGAAAAAAUCAAGACAUAUUGAAUGCCUUAACUCUGGUUUCUACUACCAAGACUUUAAUCCAACGAAUGAGAGAAUCAAGUUGGGAGGCUUUCAUAAAAGAAGUUAUAUUAUUUUGUGAGAAACAUGAAGUUGAAGUUCCUGAUUUGAAUGCAAUGCAUAUUCCUGAAAGAGGCCGAACUCGCAAAAUUGUUGACCAAAUUUCAGUAGAGCAUCAUUACCGUGUAAAUUUAUUUCUGGCUGUAAUUGAUACACAGUUGCAAGAGAUUAAUGGAAGAUUCAAUGAUAAUAUGGUGGCAUUGCUUACUUUAAGUUCAACUUUAGAUCCCAGAGAAAAUUAUAAGCUCUUCAGUGUCAACAAAGUAUGUGAAUUAGUAGAACGGUUUUAUCCAGGCGACUUCACUGACCAAGAGAAAUUUCACAUUAGAAUGCAAGCUCAACAUUAUGAACUUGAUGUUCCUAAUCAUGUUGAGUUAACUAACUUGUGCACAAUUUCGGAGUUAUGUCAAGGAUUAACGAAGACAGAAAAGUCUUUAACAUAUCCUUUGAUUGAUCGUUUGAUUCGCUUGGUAUUAACUCUCCCUGUUUCAACUGCUACAACUGAGAGAUCUUUUUCAGCUAUGAAUAUUGUGAAGAAUAGACUCAGAAACAAAAUGGAAGAUGAAUUUCUUGCUAAUUGUCUUUUGAUUUAUAUUGAGAAGAAGAUUGCUGAAAGAUUUGACACCGAUUCUAUUAUCGAUGAAUUUUAUGAUAUGAAGAAUCGACGUGUACCACUUCGUUAG